AUGAUGGACAAUCUCCUUAUCUUGGUCAAGGGACUUCCCUUGCUGGCUUUGGGUGUGGCAGCGGGAGCGACAUACCCUCCUAUUCCUCUUGACUUGACCACGCCUGUCCAGCAUCGCAUCGCCAUCAACAGCCCGACAUCCGUCCGCAUCGCCUGGAAUACCUACCAACAACUCGGCCAGCCGUGCGUCCAGUAUGGCACGUCACAAUCCUCCCUCAGCCAGCAGUCAUGCUCGACCUCCUCCAUCACCUAUCCGACAUCGCGCACCUGGGCCAACGUGGUCACCAUCAACGGCCUAACACCCGCCACCACGUACUACUACAAGAUCGUCUCGACUAACUCCACGCUCGAGACCUUCACCAGCCCUCGCUCGCCAGGCGACAAGACGCCCUUCAACAUCAGCAUCGUCAUCGACCUCGGCAUCUACGGCAAAGACGGCUACACGAUCGACCAAGACGAGACCAAGCGGGACCUGAUCCCGCACAUCGACCCGUCGCUCAACCACACCACCAUCGGCCGCUUGCGCGACAACAUUGACAAGUACGACUUCAUUGUGCACCCGGGUGACAUCGGGUACGCGGACGACUGGAUCCUCAAGGCGCACAACUGGUUCGACGGCAAGGACGGCUACCAGGCCAUCACCGAAACCUUCUUCAACCAGCUGGCGCCCAUCUCCGCGCGCAAGCCCUACAUGACCAGCCCCGGCAACCACGAAGCUUCGUGCCAGGAGGUGCCGCUGACCAGCGCGCUGUGCCCUUCGGGCCAAAAGAAUUUCACCGAUUUCAUCAACCGCUUCGGCCGCGUCCUGCCCACCGCGUUCAUGUCCACCUCGCCUGAUCAGCAGGCUAAAGUCAACGCCAACAAGGCCCGGCUCCUCGCCAACCCGCCCUUUUGGUACAGCUUCGAGUACGGCAUGGCGCACAUCGUCAUGAUCGACACCGAGACCGACUUCGAGGACGCGCCCGACCAGCCCGGCGGAUCAGCCGGCCUAAACGGGGGUCCCUUUGGCUCGUACCUCCGGCAACAGCUAGACUUCCUCGAAGCCGAUCUCGCCUCAGUCGACAGAUCCGUGACCCCCUGGGUCAUCGUCGCAGGCCACAGGCCGUGGUACACCACGGGCACAAGCGAUUGCCAGCCGUGCAAGAAGGCGUUCGAGCCGCUGUUUUACAAGUAUGGCGUGGACCUGGGCGUGUUCGGACACGUGCAUAACAGCCAGCGGUUUGCGCCGGUGGUGAACGACACGGCAGACCCGAACGGGAUGCAGAACCCCAAGGCGCCCAUGUAUAUUGUCGCCGGAGGUGCGGGCAAUGUCGAGGGGUUGAGUAAGGUCGGCAAGAACAUGACGACGAAUCGGUUCGCGUACGAUGAGGCGUUUAGCUAUGCGACGGUCAACUUUUUGAGCGAGCAAAGAUUGCAGGUGGACUUUAUCAACAGCGAGACGGGCGCAAUUUUUGGAUCGGUCCGUGUUGUUUAA
Sordaria macrospora k-hell is the source of this 1473-nucleotide messenger RNA. RefSeq lists its product as uncharacterized. NCBI's taxonomy places the organism in Eukaryota, Fungi, Ascomycota, Sordariomycetes, Sordariales, Sordariaceae. The record is from RefSeq and is a predicted model, not a curated record. Gene Ontology annotation, molecular function: acid phosphatase activity; metal ion binding; protein binding.